Opisthorchis viverrini is the source of this 678-nucleotide messenger RNA. RefSeq lists its product as hypothetical. The transcript is spliced from 3 exons. The record is from RefSeq and is a predicted model, not a curated record. Bases 1 to 678 code for a protein of 225 amino acids. NCBI's taxonomy places the organism in Eukaryota, Metazoa, Platyhelminthes, Trematoda, Opisthorchiida, Opisthorchiidae.
AUGAGGCAGUCCACUUCGCCAGUCAACUUCAGUUUGCAACCGGAAGCAUUACGGGCCAAUUGUUCAGUCGGCUUCACAUGUGGCUUACCGAUUCGUUUCCACGUUCGUUCACUGAGCAGCGUGAUAUCGGAGCCAGUGCAACCGAACUGGGAUGUCGUUGAUACGAACCGUCACGAACUUCCUUCGGCAAGCAAAAUCAACUUUGAAUGUUGCCGCCACCGAGUUGGACCGCGAUUUAUGGGCUUCACGGUGGUGUGCGGAUGGCUGCAGUCUUUGAGAUCGAUACAAAUCUUCUUUGUGGCCGCGACGAAUGCACUUGGAAUAUUUGUGACGCCUGAACUGGCAAUAACGAGCAAAAUGCCACUCACCACAAUGCCAGCAACUUGUGGGAGGCUUACUUUGUCUUCGAUCGGACGUCUUGUUGGAUUUCCUGGGCAAGAUGGACUGAGGUCGCGGGGCAGCUUGGGGAGAAUGAAAUUUAUGAACCUUUCAUGCUCCGGUGUGCCGAGUUUUCGCAGCAAUAGUCUGACUUUCCAUCCAUCGUCAAAUUUGGAAAAAUCAGUUUUGAACAUGUCUUCGUACCGCUUGAACCAGGAGUCAAAACUUAGCUCUCGGUCUGAGCCUCCCAAGCCAGCGUUCACGUCAAAACAACCACCAAAGGUGCACAAGGUCUAUUAA